AAACCAUUCGCAAGUUCAGUACUGAUGUUGUUGCUAGGCAACCGGCAUUCGGCAUAUAUAGGUGGACAUCUCUUCAUGCAUGCGGCAGAUGAAAUGCAGUUGUAGAGGGAAAAAUCCUGCAGUAGGAAUCACCUGUGCUCUGGAAGUUCAUCCUCUGAUUGAGUAUGUGCGAGUGGAUCUUUGGAUCCGAGCGGUUGGGUUGAAAUGCAUGUCGGAGACGUCGUCCUCCCUGUGUGCUGGAUUUAUAUAUGAAGACACUGGAUCUUACGGGUUGGUGCAGUGAGAGCGAAUCUAUAACUGACCUGGUUUUCAUACCAAGGCAGCAAAGCACAGAAGACAUCACUGUUGAUUAUUGGACGACAUCUAGAUUUAGGAUAUAUGCAGCAAUGACGGUUCAAGCAGAAAGCUGUAAUCUUUGACUCCCAUUAGAUGUAGUACAGCACUGCAAGAUUGCAGUCAUCUUCUCUGGUGUGUGAAUCUUUGGCUUGUAUCUCUCAGGUGAAUAUGGAGGUUGAAGGUUUUGUUCAGCUUUGAAGAUGUCAAGAUUCAAAGCUCUGUGUUUAGAUUACUGGCAGUUUCUGUGUCUGCAACCCAACAGUGCAUUUUUCAAAAGUGUGGAGGGCGACGUUCAAAGCACCGAGCCCGGCUCUGCUUUGGAUAGGAGCACAGAAUGUGGCCGUGGAUGGAUGAAACACAGUUCUUCACUGAGUCCAGACCAGUUUGACAGCUCAGUGUUUGCUCACAGUAACCAGACAGGUUCACAACGGCCUCAGCGACCCAAACUACAACACUCUCAAUCUAUUCUUCGCAAACAAGCAGAGAAGGAAGCCAUCAAACGCUCACGGUCUCUAUCUGAAAGCUAUGAGCUCUCCACUGAUCUUCAGGAUAAAAAGGUGGAAAUGCUUGAGCGCAAAUAUGGAGGCCGUUUCAUAACCCGCCACGCUGCUCGCACCAUUCAGACAGCAUUUCGCCAAUACCAAAUGAACAAGAACUUUGAACGCCUCAGGAGCUGUAUGUCAGAGAAUCGCAUGACCCGCAGGAUUCUUCUGUCCAACAUGAGGAUGCAGUUUUCAUUUGAUGGAUCUGAAAAGGCUCACAGCUCAUUUUUUGAAGGAAGGCAAAUGUCACUCAUGGACGAUAAGAGCCAAGUUGCAACCGUGUUGCCAACCGGAGAGAAGGUUCCUGUCAUUUUGGAAGUCCCGGAAACUCAAAGCGAUUUAACGGAUCCGAUCACAGAGCUAGAGGAUGCGUUCUCAAGGCAGGUGAAGUCACUGGCCGAGUCCAUCGACGAUGCGCUGAACUGCCGUAGUCUGUGUGAGGAGGAGAUCCGGCCUGAGCGAGCGGUUUGUCAGGAGAGAAUGCUGCGAGAAGACGAGCUCUCUCAUCCCCAUGAACACCACAAGCUGAAGGAGAUAUGUGAUGUAACGCUCUUCAUCGAUGAAGAGGAGCUUGCUCCACCUGCCUCUGCAGAGCAUCCAUCCAGCAUGGUGUCUGAGCAACACAACCAGUUUGUCAUCUCUUCACAAGACUACCGGUCCACCAAAGACCACAAACCGGAUACGGAUGAUAGCUGCCGGAGCGCUCCGACCGUCGAGCUCUGUACGAACCACUUACCGCUGCUAACCAUUGAGCCAACGUGCAAUAGCUCAGCGGAUACGAGCGAUCAUCCUAAAUACAACUCUGUCAACCAGCAGAGUGUUCAGGAACAGACAGCAGAAGGACCGCGCUCCAGUGCCGAACCCACCUCACGUGAACGUCCUCGAGACGAUCAGCCACUCGGACAGAAACAGCCAGAGAGCCACCUGGCCAACAACGGCAGCCGGCAGAACAAGUCAGAAUCCGACUUUUCUGAUGGAGAUAAUGACAGUAUAAACUCUAAUGACACAUUAAACACAUCCCGAGAACAGAGUCUGAACAAACAAACGUACCACAAAGACACUCGAAACAGCUGGGACUCUCCAGCAUUCAGCAGUGACAUCACUCGCAAGAGACAGUACCGCAUCGGGCUCACCCUCUUUAAUAAAAAGCCAGAGAAGGGCAUCCAGUACCUUACAGAGCGAGGUUUCGUUCCGGACACGCCCGUGGGUGUGGCUCAUUUCCUCUUACAGAGAAAGGGCUUGAGUCGACAGAUGGUUGGUGAAUUUCUUGGGAAUCGACAGAAACAAUUCAACAGAGAUGUCUUGGACUGUGUCGUGGAUGAAUUGGAUUUCUCAGGGAUGGAGUUGGAUGAAGCUCUGCGCAAAUUCCAGGCUCAGAUUCGGGUGCAGGGUGAGGCGCAAAAGGUGGAGCGUCUAAUCGAGGCGUUUAGCCAGCGUUACUGCAUCUGUAAUUCUGAUGUGGUCCGUCAGUUCAGGAACCCCGAUACCAUUUUCAUUCUGGCCUUCGCCAUCAUCCUCCUCAACACAGACAUGUACAGCCCUAAUGUCAAGCCGGAGCGUAAGAUGAAGCUGGAGGACUUUAUCAAGAAUCUAAGAGGAGUUGAUGAUGGAGAGGACAUCCCUCGCGAGAUGCUGCUGGGGAUUUAUGAACGGAUCCAAAAGAAAGAGCUGAAGACCAAUGAAGAUCACGUCUCUCAGGUUCAGAAGGUGGAGAAACUCAUCGUGGGCAAGAAGCCGAUUGGAUCACUGCACCAUGGCCUUGGAUGUGUCCUGUCUCAGGCUCAUCGUAGGCUGGUGUGUUACUGUCGACUCUUUGAAGUUCCAGAUCCAAACAGGCUGCAAAAACUCGGACAGCACCAGCGGGAAAUCUUCCUGUUCAAUGACCUUCUGGUGGUUACCAAGAUCUUCCAAAAGAAGAAAAACUCAGUGACGUACAGCUUCAGACAGUCCUUCUCUCUUUACGGGAUGCAAGUGUCGCUCUUUGAGAACCAGCUUUAUCCAAAUGGUAUCCGGCUCACUUCAGCCAUUCCAGGUGCAGACAUCAAAGUCCUGAUCCAUUUUAACGCUCCAAACUCUCAGGAUCGCAAGAAGUUCACCAGUGACCUGAGAGAGUCCAUCGCUGAGGUCCAAGAAAUGGAGAAAUACCGGAUAGAGUCUGAACUGGAGAAACAGAAGGGAUUGGUCAGACCCAGUAUGUCUCAAAGUAUGUCUGGAUUGAAGAAAGAGGCGAAUAAUGGGACCAUGAGCCGUACCAGUCUGGAUGACACGUAUGCCAUGGGGGAGGGGCUAAAACGGAGCACGCUCAGUAGCUCUCUCCGUGAUCUCUCUGAAGCAGGGCUUCAUCAUUAACAGUCGUCUGAUGGUCCAGAAAGAAGCAUUCGCCCAGGAGCACCCACCCCGACACACAAUUGCUCUUUCCUCAUCGGGUCACUUUUCAACAACAAACAGGUCAAGCAGUCGGUCAUGGGUAUGGUCAUGGGCAGUCCCACUCCACCCUUUAGCCUCCCAAACACAACAGUUAUUUAAUCUGUACACCCACCACUUAUAGCCGGCUCACUUAACCUCAAAUCCUUGAGUCCCUUAUUUAUACGUCACCCGUCUGCCUCAACACAGAUGUCUGCACGUGAACGCCAGAGAGUGCUCUUUUACAGUGUGACCAUAGAUUCAUGACAGUACACUUGUUAGUUCACCCCAAUUUCUGUUUUUAACACUUAUCAGUUUUUUCCUUUUACCAAACCCGAGACGUUUUGCAGAAUGUUGAUGCAAGAUUUUCUUUAAAGGGGUCAUGAAAUCUCAUUGUUCCACAGCAGUUGUACAGAAAUAUUUAGCUGACUGUGUAAUAUGAAGAUAGUUAAUUUGCAAAUAUGCACUUUAUAUUAUGUUUCUGGAGGUUAGCUUAUGUUGGUUUUAAACCAGAAAUGUUGAAAAAUAUUUUUUAAAAUGAUCAUCAUUUUACUGUGAUUCAGUGGCAGUUAACUCAUCCAGAAACUUUGAUGAAUGUUAACCUUAAAUACACAGAUAUUUAUUUAUUGCAGCAGGAUGUGUAAGGAAUAAUUGACGAUGGGCCGUUGAGUUAUUCGACGCUAAUGCACACCAGAGGUGGUAAUGCGGCACGACGGAAAGCGGCGUUACACUGCAAGUGUGCAUUAUUGUUGAAUUAUGUCAAUUAUUCCUCUUAUUCGACGUUUAUCACAGACAUUGCUCUGGUGGUUAUUUUAAGACAUUUGACAAUGUUACAUAAUUGUGCAUUUUACAGAAAAUAAUCGACACCCGUGUAACACCAAUUCUCAACCAAUUAGAAUAAAGCAUUCAACAGCCCCAUGGUAUUCAGCGUUCCCAUUCUCCAUACAAUAUAACUGUCGGUUGUGAAAUGUCAUGAACAAAUAAAACGAUUCUUUAUUAAUUGCUCCAGCACUUUGUUGUAAAUAAACUUCAGUCAAUACAUUUGUAAUGUUUUGUUUCUGUUGAAUGGGUGUGCUCAGUUUUGAUCACAACUCGAUGACUUGAGUUAAGAGCAAAACUCAUUAAUCUGUACUGUAUGUGUCUAGAGGACAGAAUCAUGACAAUCAGACUAAAAUGUGAAAGAGAGUUUGUUUUUAAGUAUAAAAUGAGUUGGUUUUUAUUGAAGAUUAAAGAGCACCAAUUAUGCCCAUUUUUACAAGAUGUUAUAUAAGUCUCAGGUGUGCUCAGAAUGUGUCUGUGAAGUUUUAGCUCAAAAUACACCACAGAUCAUUUGUUAUAGCAUGUCCGAAAUGCACCUAUUAGGAGGGAGCACAAAGCGUUUUUGUCUGUACCUUUAAAUGCAAAUGAGCUACAGCUCUUCAGUCCCUCAUGCUGCGUUUACACCAACCGCGUUUGAGGCGUCGAAAUCGUGUCUAGCGCGCCUAGUUUGCCGCUUGAACAGUUUGAAUUAAUUCGCGCGGAAAAAGCAAGCAUUUCACGCGUGUUAAAGGUCUUCAUGGAAGACCCGAGGACCCGACCCGUACGGGUUCGGGUCUAUGUUUUAAAUGAUCGUCCGGGUCGGGUCUCAAUCUAUUACUUCGGGUCCCGGGUCUGUUUCACGUCGUGGGUAAUACCCAAGUCGAACGGACUCGGAAAACACACUUACAUUUAAAAAAUAUUUCAAAAUCAGCAACAAAUACUUAGAUGAACUGUCGCAUACAUUUUUUUCUAUGACGCUCAAACUGCGUUGAAAAAAUUUAUAUUUGGUUGCUCCAACCAGGCAGCUAACGCGCAUGCGCUCUUUUAAUGUUUCUCUGGCUACCAGUCAGGAGCUUCUGCAGUGAGACGCAAUGACUUUACCUUUGACAAUUGGCUCUUUUAUUUAAAAGGCGGGACUUAUUCCGCCAUAUCGCACGUUUUGCACUGACUUCUCUAAUUUUUAUAAUACUAUUAUAAAUUGACCGUCUUGCUGUUAUAUCUAAGGUUUUCGUGCAGACUCUGCUCAAAAAACACAGAGAUGAUAGCAAAGUAAAGCUAACGAAAGCAGCCGGCACUGAACGAGCAAUCGUUAUUAUAAUCCAAAUGGGCAAACAGUCUAAAUUAUUAUGCAAGUUGACCCAAUAAACAACACAUGUAAAAACUGCGUUAUUCAUCACCGACUGUAAAGUGGACUUUUAAAGCUGGAAUAAGCAUUAAACAUUUCAAUCGUCAAGAGAGGAAUAACAUGGAUGGAACUUUCUUGGAAAUAAGGAUUGUGCAUCACAUCACACAGUCAGGUACAAGGAGGGAGAAGACUAACUUCUAUGGGUAAGACAAAAAGUUUAAUUUUUGCCACUUGUUUAUUAAUAACAUUUAGCUAAAGAAUAUUUGCCGGUCGGGUCUGUGUCUUCCCGGACAAGUUCGGGUCCAGCUUUUAAAUAAUAGACGGGUCCGGGUCGGUUCAGUCUUGUUACGGGUCUCUUCGGGGUUCGGGUAGGAAUUUUUGGACCCGUGAAGACCUCUAACGCGCAUCAGAGGCAAAAUCCGCUUCUUGUGGGAGUGGAAAGUGCUAUACGGUUGUCUGUUUGCAAGAUGACUGAUGUUGAUUGUGCAGUUAUGGAGAGAGUUUGUAUUUGGUAACCUUAAUAUAGGGGGGAAAAUAAACAGCGCGGGUCGAUAAACGUCAUGUGACUCAAAAGUGAAAUGUGUAUUUACAACUUACCAGGUUGCCCAAUGUCCUCACUGACACUCUUCCAAGCGAGGUCCUUUUUAUUCCUGUCUCUAUAGAAAUAAGAACUUGUGUCGUAUAGCUCCGGGUGACUGCUCACGGACAAUAUCAAGCGUUCCUUCAUGUUAAAAGAGUGAUUCCGGGCGGGGCUGCCCCACAGCAGCAAGCAAGCUCCUGAUUGGUUAACGCGGCACGAAAAUCUGCCAAAGUUCAAAUUUUUCAACUCGGACAUCAGCCGCAAAUUCGCGUCAAAUGAACUAGACGCGCAAAUUGCCUCAUUCGCGCCGUGAACACAUCCAGACGCGCGUUGACUUAAUAUUGAAAUCACUCGCGCUUGACGCCUCUACCACGGCUGGUGUAAACGCAGCAUUACACUCUCAGAAAUAAAUGUACAGAAGCUGUCGCUGGGACAGUACCCUUUCAAAAAUAUUAUUAUUUGAGUUACUUUUUUAAAAAAGUAAUGCAAGUUACUUUUCAGUAUCAUUAAUUCAAUGUGAAAAUAAAGUCAGAAAUGGAGAUGGCAGGCCAUAAAACACCUGCAAGGCCUGAAAGAGAUCAAGCCUCAGCCAAGUAAGAAAAGUAACGUAAGCAUUACUUUUCAUGGAAAGUAAUCAAGUAACGCAAUUAGUUACUUUUUUGGGGGGUAACUUAAUAUUGUAAUGCAUUACCUUUAAAAGUUACUUUCCCCAACACUGCUGUUCACACACUGCAAACACACAUUUAGGUCCAAACACCUUGUAAACGUGGAUUUUGCAUAAUAUGGGCCCUUUAACCUCUUUUUAUUUUUCAUUUCAUGACCCCUUCAAUUUUCCACUUUAUUCUCAACAUUCUAAUCUUAAAUUAUUUCAUAUUGUUCUUUUCAUGACUUGUAUCAAUCAUUUAAAAGAGAACUCAUUUGUUUAAAUGAUUUGCCUGAUGGUUUGUUGGUCCGUAAAUAAUUUUCCUGUGACUUUCUAUGCAAACUACAAUGAUUUAUAUUAUUGGGGUGAAAUAUGGUUUCAAAGAGAAUAAUCCAUACAAAGGUCACAUCAACCUACAAUAAGCUUCUAUUAGUAUUUGACAUCAAUCCAGACUAGAGAGAAAUGAGAUGUUCUUGAUUUAUUGUGGAUAAAGUCUAUACAUGUUGUCUUAGCAGUCAUAAACGAAGCAUCUCAAAUGUGCCAAUGACCACAUCUCUCAUAUGUAGAUACAUAUAUAAACUCAUAUGUAGAUGAGCUAUAAACUGUGUGCGUAGUAUUCUAGUACAGUACUGUAACUCAAAGCAUUAUAGACAAAAAGCGAUGUUAUAAAAUACUGUAAAAAUAUAUUCAGAGAUUUUUAAGAGGACUAUCUUGAUUUAGUGAAGAAUGUUCACUGAUUUGAUUCUGAAGCACAUUGAACCGCGUGAGGUCAUUAUAUGAAUUAUGAGACAUGCUUUCAUAUCACACUUUUAACCAGAUUAAAACUUCGUUUAAGGAUGUUAGAUGAUAAUAAUAUACUUGCACACCUUCAACUGAAGUUCAGAUGUUUUAAUGAAAAGGAUGAAGUCAUUGAACAGUUUUAUACACUUUUUCUUUGAAGAUAUGCACAGGACUUCAAUGGGCCAGUGACUGAAUUAUUUUUCUAUGUAUUUAUGAAUCAUUUACUUUCUUUAUUAGUGCAAUAUGUUUGUCAUCAACAUUAUUUUAUUAUAGUGGAUGUCUGGAUUCUCAUUGGACCAGUGUUUAUACUUUCAGUGGGAUUGGCUGUGAUUAGUUUAUGAUGUUCUUGAUAUAUUUAUUUAUGAUUGAUAAUAAAGCAGUGUUACCAUGACAAUAUAGUGCAAUCAUGUUCUGAAACACUUAUCUUUGUCACUUAAGGAAUAAGGAGAUUGUUUGUCAUUUAUAAAGAGUUUCAGGUGAAUAUUCAAUCAUAUCAUGCAGGUGUUUGAAUGUUUAGAGGAAUUAAGUUUUUAUAUCAUGAGGACAGAAAUUAUUCUUAUGAAAUGCACAGUGAAAUGUUUUUCUUAUAAUAAAACAGAUCCUGGGUGCUGAUUGGUCAACAGUGAACAUUUGUUAUUUACAAUAAAGCACAGAUGCACAGAGCUCCUCUUAUAGUAGCCAUAACAGAUUUUUCUGAAGAAGGAAAGGCAUUCAAACAUUUCAUCGUAAAAAAAAUAUUUAUAAGCAUUUGUGUCCUUUAUAUUUGUUAUUUAGUGACCACAGCUUUUUAAAAGCAAUGAUAUGUGAAUAUGAAAAUCUGGUGUCCAGUAGCAUCAUUCAGUCCUGACUAUAAAGCACAGCAUGUCUUUACUGUGUUUAUACCUUAAAUUUUCCAUUAACUUGCUCUGUCUUUGAAAUAACUUCACCAAACACUCUUUAACUCUCAUUGUUAAACCAGCUGCUCCAUCUAAACACUUCCUGAUUUUUAACAUUAUGUCCUGUUUUUAUCUCAUUGACAUUGUGAGUCAUUGUCUGAGAUUCAUUCUCAUGUAUUCAGCUUUAUCGUCUCUCUCUGAGUUUUCACAUACGUCUUGUCUUUCUCUUUGUCAUUUUCAGCAGUGUUAUGUGUAGUCAGUCUGUAGUUGCAGUUUUGUAUUGCGUUUUGUGUUACUGGUUGGAGUAAUGCAUGCAGAUUAUUUGACUCAUUCAUGUGAAAGAUGAAGGGAUUACGCUCUUUUCUGUCAAUGAAAGCAGGACUUGUAAAGAUGCAUUUGAUCUGGAAUAAAUCUAUUAGGGGACCAAGUGGGAAAAUCAUUGUGUAUAGACUAGUAUCGUGCUAAAUAAUAUCACGUAUAAUAUUUCUAUGAGAGAUGCGUUUCUGAAACACUGUUGAAAUAGUAUCUCUUAUGUAUAUUUGUCACUUCACUGGCUGCUAUACCUCUCUAUUCAAAUGAAUGCGGAAAGAUAUGAAAGGAGUUUAGAUCAGGGAAGAUAAUGCUUUUAAUUUGUAAUAUUUUGUUUAUAAUGCAUCUCAAUGUCAAUGUACAGUCAAUGUAAAACUCCAACUGUGAUGUUCAAAAACUCAAUAAAAUGAAUAUAUGACAUACACAA
Molecule: messenger RNA, 9038 nt
Organism: Misgurnus anguillicaudatus (oriental weatherfish)
Lineage: Eukaryota; Metazoa; Chordata; Actinopteri; Cypriniformes; Cobitidae
Gene: iqsec1a
Product: IQ motif and Sec7 domain ArfGEF 1a
Biological process (GO): regulation of ARF protein signal transduction; actin cytoskeleton organization
Molecular function (GO): guanyl-nucleotide exchange factor activity
Source: RefSeq, a predicted model, not a curated record